Messenger RNA from Penaeus monodon (black tiger shrimp), 7109 nucleotides. RefSeq names its product citron rho-interacting kinase-like (gene sti). Gene Ontology annotation, molecular function: ATP binding; protein serine/threonine kinase activity. Gene Ontology annotation, biological process: mitotic cytokinesis; peptidyl-threonine phosphorylation; actomyosin structure organization. The record is from RefSeq and is a predicted model, not a curated record. Lineage: Eukaryota; Metazoa; Arthropoda; Malacostraca; Decapoda; Penaeidae. Gene Ontology annotation, cellular component: cytoskeleton; cytoplasm.
CAUGAACGAGACGGAGGGCGGAUAAGCGAGGGAUUUAAACCAAAAUUCAUGGUUUAGUGGCUUUAUUUCAGAUAAAAUGGCAGAGCCCAAACUGGAGCCCAUUGUGAAGCGCAUCCGCCACCUGAGUUCCCUUGUGAGCACUUCGGGCCUGGAUGGCGGCAAGGGCUCGGGGUUUGUCACGCCGCAGCUAGUUGGGCAUGAGGGCUUGCUGGAUGCUCUCUUUGUCCUCUAUGAUGAGUGCAAUAAUGAUCAAAUGAAGAAAGAUGCAAACGUGUGUGCGUUCAUUGACAAGUAUAGGAGCACCGUACAUGACUUACGUAAAUUACGUGUGAAUUUGAAUGACUUUGAGCAGAAGAAAGUGAUUGGAAAAGGCCAUUUCGGUGUUGUUCAAGUAGUCAGAGAAAAAGCAACAGGAAAUGUUUUUGCUCUCAAAAGCCUUCGCAAAUCAGACACCUUAUCACAACAACAUGUUGCUUUUUAUGAGGAAGAGAGGGAUAUCAUGGCAAAGGCUACCUCAACCUGGAUCACAAAAUUACAGUAUGCAUUCCAGGAUGACCAGCAACUUUACUUGGUGAUGGAAUUCCACCCUGGUGGAGAUUUGCUGUCUCUGCUGGAUCGGUAUGAUGGCACCUUCUCGGAGGACAUGGCACGCUUUUAUCUGGCAGAAAUCACCCUGGCUAUACAUGACUUACACUCUAUGGGUUAUGUGCACAGAGAUAUAAAGCCUGACAACAUACUAAUAGACAGAUGUGGUCAUGUCAAGUUAGCUGACUUUGGCUCUGCAGCAAAACUCACAUCAUCAGGUGUUGUCAGAAGUAAAAUGCCUGUUGGAACUCCUGACUACAUAGCUCCAGAGGUCCUGCAAUCUCUUAAUGAGAAAGCUUCCAGUGUCUCUUAUGGGGUGGAAUGUGAUUUGUGGUCCCUUGGAAUAAUGGCUUAUGAAAUGUGCUUUGGUGAUACCCCCUUCAAGGGGGAAAAAGUGGUCGAUACCUAUAGUAACAUCAUGAACCAUAAGAAAAAACUCAAAUUUGAUGAUGAAGAAAAUGUAGUCAGUGAGGCGGCGAAGGACCUUAUCCGUGGCUUGCUUGAAGAGGCUAGCCAUCGCUUGAAUCACUCAGCAAUCGUUCAGCACAAAUUUUUCCUUUUGGUGAACUGGAAUGAUCUGCAAAACUGUGCCCCACCAUUCGUCCCAAUUGUGAACAGUGUAGAUGACACAAGUAACUUCGAGGAAUUUGAGAAUGAGAGGAGGCUGCCCAGUGUUGAUGCUUUCCGUACCCGACAGGGCUUCUCAGGCCGGAACUUGCCGUUUGUGGGUUUCACUUACAAUAGGGGCAAGACCAAUGUGGAGGGGCCCAAUCCUACUCCUGGGGUUAGAACAAAUUCCAUUGGUUCAUCCAUUGUCAAUGUCUCCUUCCUUGAUGAAACCUUCAGGGACUCUUCACAGCGGGAUGACCAAAUAAAGUCCCUGAAAAAGGAAAAUCAUGAACUUAAACUGGAGCUUGAGCAACUGAAGGACAAGGAACAUGGCAGGGAGGUCCAAGCUAGAGACAGGAAACUGAAGGAGGCCGAGUGCAGGAUUGAAUAUUUGGAGAAGGAGCGUCAGCGCUUGGAGGAGGAUAACGUUCGCAAUGAGAGAGCUGCGGCAACGUAUAAAAGAGACCUUGCUUUAGAGAGGUCUAACCGAGUACAGACUGAGACACAGACCAUUGAACUUGUCAGAGGAAUGAAGAACAAGUGGAAGCAGGAGGAAGCCAAGAAGAUAGAGGCUUUAUCUAGCAAGAUUUCUGCGUAUGAGGAAGAAAUUGCAUUCCAACAGUCACAACACAAGGAAGUAGUGAAUGCUCUUGCUGAGAGGGAGAAGGAGUUCAAAGUAUUUGCAGCUGAGACUCAGAGGUUGAAGAAGCAACUCCAUGCAAAGGAGAAGAUGGAAAUUUCCUUCCAAAAGGAGAAGGCCGAGAUGGUGUGCCAUGGAGACUGUUCACCAGCUCAAGAGGCAAAGCAGAAGCUUGAGGAACUCCUCCAAAAGCUGGAGAAGGAGAAGGAAAAGAGAGAGAAGAUCACCACAAAACUGGAGGAAGCAGCAUCGCUGAGGAAUGAACUGGAGAAGGAGCUCCACCAGAAAGCUCACGUGGAGGAUGAGAGCAAGCUGAUGGAGAACCAGAUGGAGGAACUGAGCCAGAAGCUAGCUGAGACUGAGAGGGCCCUGGAGGCAGCUGAGGACAGGAUGAAGCACUUUGAGCAGCAGAAUCAUGCUGCAAAGAAGCAGCGUAUUGAAGAACUGGAAGGCCAACUUACCCAAGAAAGAAAGGAAUGUUCAAUUCUGCGGAACCAGCUGCAGGAAUUAACAGGCCGUUUGAAUGAAUCACGUGCUAGUUACGAGAGCUUGGAUUCUACUCGCAGCCUGAGGGAAGAGGAGCAGGAGGCAAAGAUUAAGGAAUUGGAACAAGAGCUGAAACUAGCAACUUCAGGCAAAUUAGAUCUCCAGAACCAACUAGCAGUUGUAAGGGCAAGGGAAGGAGAGCAUAAGAGCAAGAUAUCAGAACUUGAAUUGCUGCUCUCCAAGCUUGACGAUACUGUACGCAGCCUGGAAAAUAAAAAGUCCUCCACAGAAGCAUGUGCAGAGACAUUCCAGGCUAAAUUGCAGCUCCUUGAGGCUCAGCUGGAGUCUGCCAAGGCUGCUAGUGAGCAGGACAAGGAGAAGGCCAAGAAGUUGUCUGAAGAUUUAAGAGUGGCUAAGGCUGAGCUGUCAGACUGCAAAUUGGACUUGCGUGUAGCCCAGAGAGAUGCCAAGUCUUCCCAAGACACUAUCUCGUACUUGAGGGAAAGAAGCCGGGAACAGCGGACGCAGCUUGAGGAGAAGGAGACUGCUGUACAGAAGGUCAAAGAACUGGAGGAAGAACUCCGAAAGAGCAUGGAGAAGCAGGAUGAGGAGAUCCAGAAGCAAGAGGCUCAGUUUGAGAAAGAGAGGGCAGCUCACAAGAAAGCAGUUGCUACCCUGGAAGAGAGGAUCAAGAAUCUCCAGGAGGCCAACAAAGGCACAGAAGAGAUGCAGAAGAAGCUGCGCGAUGCCUACCAGCAAGCAGAUGGUCUCAAGCUUGAAAAACGGGGACUGGAAACUCAGAUCAAGAUGGUUGGAAUCUGCCGCAGAAAAAUCAACAAGAAGCGAACAUUGAGAAUGAACUGUUUUAACCACCCAGGGGAAGUAAAAUCUGACACCUUGUCAUCAAACAGGGACAAACUCCAGAAGGACAUUGAGAAAAUGCAAGCUGACCUGAGGACAGCACGAUCAGCUGUCAAUGAGGAGAAGUCCUUGAAGUUGUUCCAGGAGAGGAAGGUGAAGGACCUGGAGAGUCAGCUGAACUGUCGAGAUGAGGAGAGCGACCAGCAGGUGGCACGACUCAAUGAACAACUGCAAGAGUCUAACAAGUCCAACUUGGAAUUGCUUGAACAGAUUGAGAGUCUGGAGAAGGAACAAGAGGCGACUCUCCUGGUUCGCAACAUGGAGCGUGAGUUCACAUCUCUUCAAGGCCAGCGUGACUUGAUGCAACAGGAGAUUGAUGGUCACAUUCACCACAUCCACACCCUAAAGGAUUCCAACUUCAAGCUGACAGAAGCGCUGGAAACUGCAGUGUCCAAGGGAGAGGCAUUCAAGCAAAAGAUUGAAGAAGUAGAGCGAAUGCUAGCAGACCAGCAACUGAUGUUUGAGGAUGAGAAGAUCAAGAUGAAGAGCACCAUUGAGCAACAGACCAAGCUGAUUGACUUCUUGCAAGCUAAGACUGACAACUCUAAGAAGAAGAAGAACUUCAAGGAAAAGUUGUUUGGAGGGAAAGACAAAGAGAACACCGGUUUCAGCAUGCCGCACCAAUACAGAGAACUGGAGGACUUGUUGGCACGAGAGCGAAUGAAUGGCAAACAGAUCCAAGAGCAGCUGAUCAAAGCCAAGGCUGAGAUUGUUGCAUUGAGGGCUAAUGGUGGCACCCUGGACAACUAGAGUGUCAUGGGCACUCCUCGACCCCCAAGAACCCCCAUGGUGUCGCGCACCCCCCUUCAGACAAAGACUCCCCAAAACAAGAGGGCCCUAGAACACAUAGUGGACUCCCCCAAUGUGCAGGAGAGCAGCUCCAAGCAAAGGAUGCGACAUAACAUCCCCCAUAGGUGGCAGUCUGGCCUUCAGAUGAGAGCAAUCCGGUGUGCAGGUUGCCUGGACAGCAUUCCCUUUGCAAGAAAUGCUUCCAAGUGUCAGGAGUGUGGAAUUAUUGCACAUAACAAGUGUUGUAUGGAACUGCCAUCAACGUGUGGCCUGCCUGUCCAAUUUGCAGAACAUUAUGCAAGAGGUUGGAGUUCUGAUUCUCCAGUUAAGGCCCAAGGAUCUCAUUCUUCUCAGAAGUGUGUGACAGGGUGGUUGAAGAUGCCAAAGUCUGGCAAAGCCUGCUGGGAGAGCCGUUUUGUUAGCCUGGAGCAAGAGGAGAUCCUGAUGUAUGACCAUGAGCCCAGUGCUGGCAUGCAGCCUCGCUCUAAGAUUGGCCUAUCGCGCCCUGGCUGUAUUACCACUGUUAUGUCAGCUGUGCCAAGGUCUGAGCUACCCAAUACUAGCAGUGUGGAUCUCCCCUAUGUCCUUAAGAUUGAAAUUCGUGCAAAGACUGCUUCUGGACACUCUGAUACUCUGUAUUUCAUGACCACUAAUUUCGAAGAAAAGCAGUCAUGGGUAUCUGCCUUAGAGGGAGUUUUGGCACAAUUUAACGACAGUACAACCUGUGCUUAUAUCUUUAGCCCAGAUGAGAGGAUGAACAAGAGUGAGGUGGAGGACAGCAGUUUGACAGCAUGCAUCCAGGAGAACACAUUGUUAUCAUUGGAUGGCCCUAGUCCUCUCGAUAUCAACAUUAUCGUUUACCUGAACAAAACUACUGCACUGGUUGGAGCAACAGAAGGCCUUUACUCCUUUGAGUUGGAUCAGUCGGGGAAACUGCGGUCUCGUGCACGCAUAGAAGGCCUUAGAUACACCCUCAAUCUUGAUGUUAGAGAACAGAUGUUGAUGGCCAUUUCCUGAUGUUUUACAGGCAAAGACAACCUAGUGUACAUGAAUGACAUGCGGACAGUGGUUGCCGCAGCAGAAGCAGCCCAGCUCUCUAAGCCGAGUUUAAGCAUGCAACGAGUGGAACCACUUCAGGGUUGCCAUCUAUUGGCCUCAGGUUGCACUACAGCAAAACAGACUUUCAUGUGUGCUGCCGCUUCAGACAGAAUUAGCAUCUUGGUGUGGAAUGAACUGAAGAACGAGUUUAAUGUCUGCCGUCAGUACAGCACUCAAGAACCCUGCAGUUGCUUACACUUCACCAAAGCCUCUCUUAUCGUUGGUGCCGAGAAGUUUUAUGAGAUAGACCUCAAAACAUUUGAUAUUGAAGAAUUUUUGGAUGAGUCAGACACAUCUCUUGCUUAUGCCAUAUAUGGUUCAACCCAGAUGUCUUCCUAUCCAGUUGCCAUUCUGCAGGUCUCAAAGCCAGGAAAGUAUGAGGAAUACCUGUUGUGCUUCUACGAGUUUGCAGUGUUUGUAGAUCCUUGUGGACAGAGGUCUAGAGAGCAUGAUAUCAAAUUCACUCGCUUACCCAUUGCCAUUGUCUUCCGCAAUCCCUACCUGUACAUCAUACACCAGAAUGCAGUAGAGGUUAUUGAGAUCCGGCCAGACUCAUUCACCAAGGUGACUGGUGUUGACACAGACACAGACAGUGAUAUAGGCCCACCCAUCAGGAUGGUUACGAAGAACAUGGCCAGACCAUCCUAUCUUGGCCCUGCGCUGAAUGCCGAAAGCAUCACCAUUGCCUCCAGGAGUUCCGAGAAGCUGCAGGUCGUGCAGAUCACAGCCAGCUUCCCAGAAGACCUUGACAUGUCCUCCACUUGGGGGACACUGCCAUCGUUUUCCAUGCAGAAGGACGAAGCAGACACAGUAUCAGUGAACUCGGUUAGCAGCAGGGGCAGUGUGACCAGCUCGGACAGCGACUUUGGCCACUCCAACAAGCGUGUGCAGUUUAUAAAUGCUUCCCAAACCCCCAGCAGUAAAAGAUCAAAGACUGGAUUAUAAGGACUAGAUUUAAACUGAUUUAUUUCCUUGAAUUCUUGCCUGUCUAUGCCACUACGAUUAUUUUUAAAACAUUAGCGUCUUAUGGUUCAUGAAUGGGUGUACUAAGAAUGCCUUCCAGUUGUUGAAUGGGUGUUUUGGCUUUGCUUUAAUUGUAAAGCUAAGUUUGAAUGUUAGUUUUGUUAACAUGUUUCAGUAUAUAUAUUUCUGUGUAAAUGAGUCUUCUUGUGAACCCCUUUACUCAUUUGAUGUAGAGCUGUCAUAGAAUUUAGACUCCCUGCCCUUCUUACAAUAGAUAUGCUCACAUAUAUUUAAGUAUGUAUAUAUUUAAACAUCUUGCUUUUUACCUGUCACUAAGCUAGUCAGGGUUAUGAACUGUGAAGCAUUUAUUAUUAUUAUUAUUAUUUUUUUUUUUGAACACUCAUCAUCCCAUGGAACAAAAGCAUACAUUUAUAUAGAAGGCAAAUGGAUUUUAUAACAUUUUAGAAACUGCCAAUUAAUCUAAAAGCAUUGGUACAUUUUAAAGGGAAACUGUAAAAGAAUGGUUUAAUCAUGUGAAUACUACAUUGAUUUAUGUUUCAUAUUAGUGAUUUAUUUUGUAUUAUGUUAAAUCUGUUGUACUGGAACCAUAUAAUUGUUCUUUUGAUGUUGAUUAUUAGCAGACAGCUAACUUUUAACUAGAAGAUGUUACUUUUGCUUAUGUAAUUAAUUUUUUGUGUGGGUGAGAGAUUUUUAACAUCAAUAUUGUAAUUACAUAAAUUUAUGUGAUGGUGAAAAAAAAACGGUGCUAUUAUUUACACUACUGUAACAAGUGAUAUUUCCUUCAAAUAUUUUUUUUCAAUGUAUAGGCAUAACCCUACUAGAUUUCCCUAACUUUAGUGCAAUUUAUUGCCUAACUGUGUAUAUUUACAUCUUAUUUUAUCUUUUAACUUCUGUAUCUUUACUUUCUUGUCAUAUAUCAACAGAUAAUACAAAAACUAUAUUUGUAUAUCUUAAAACAUGUAUAUGUAAUUGUUUGGAAUACAUUUUAUGAAUGACA